This is a messenger RNA of Rhizophagus irregularis DAOM 181602=DAOM 197198, 2626 nucleotides long. The record is from RefSeq and is a predicted model, not a curated record. Lineage: Eukaryota; Fungi; Glomeromycota; Glomeromycetes; Glomerales; Glomeraceae.
GUAUUAAUAACGGACAAUUAAAUUUACCACAACAAUAUUCUCAAAAUACAAAUGAUGUUCGCUUUAGUUAUAAUGGUUCUCAAGGACAUUUACAACAAAAUUUAACUGGAAAUGUUGGGAAUGUUGGGAAUAUGCAACAACAUGUACCUAAUAAUAUACAGCAAGUAUCAGCGAAUUUAGGGAAUUUAGGGAAUUUACAACAUCAUCUUACUAAUAAUAAUAUGCAAAAUGUACAAGUUAAUGGUACGAAUAUUCCAACUAUGGGUCAACCUACAAAUAUGAAUAACUUACUUUUUGAUCCGGCAUUAAGGCCUUUACUUCAGAAAUUUAUAGAAUCUGCUUUUUUACAACAGCUUUCUCAUCAACAACAACAACAACAACAGCAGCAGCAGCAACAACAACAACAACAGCAGCAACAACAGCAACAACAGCAGCAACAUCAUCAACAACAGCAAGCGCAGGCGCAGGCGCAGGUGCAGCAUAUUAAUAACACAAACAUUUAUGGUUUACAAUCGUCGAAUCAACAAACUCAGUCAUUACUAAAUACGGAUUAUUUGCAGAGACUACAACCAACUCAAUAUCUCGUACAACAGUUACAACAGUUAUUAAAUUCGAGCACCAAUAAUGCAAAUGUCAAUAAUUCUAAUGUCAACAUGGCUAAUGUGAACAAUAAUAAUAACGUUAACAACGCUACUAAUGUCAAUUUUCCUAACGUUAACGUUAACAAUUCUAAUGCCCAUAAUCCUAAUAUUAACACUUCUAAUAUCAACAUUGUUAAUAAUUCCAAUGCUAAUGUUAGUAACAUUAAAUCACAAGCAGCUUCAACAUUAGUAUCGCACAUGUCUUUAACAUCACCAAAGCCACCACAACCAUUACAACUAUCUCAACCAUCUCAGUCAUCACAACCUCAAACACCACGACUGCAACCACUACAACUGCAACCUCCACAAUCUCAAACAUCACAAGUGCAACCAUCACAAGUACAACCAUCACAAAUGCAACCAUCACAACUGCAACCUCCACAACUACAUCCUUCACAAUUACAACCUUCACAACUGCAACCACUACAACUGCAACCUCCACAAUUGCAAUCUUCACAAUUACAACCUUCACAAUUGCAACCUCCACAACCGCAACUACCACAACCACCACAUCCAUCGCAAUCACAACUAUCACAGCUACCACAUCUUUCACAUCCACCACAACCACCACAACCACCACAACCACAACUUCCACCACAACAACAAUUACCACCACAGCCACAACAAUCACAACCGUUCGUGCCACAAACUGUUCCAACUGUUCCAACCUGGAAUCAUAAUCAAGUACAUGUGCAAGAAUCACAACAGGCGGAUCAAAAAUCCAUUGAAGAGAACGAGGUGAAUAUUUCAAGUUCAGUUGUACCAACUACAACAGCAAUUACAUCGAUAAAGAAAGAAGAAGGAUCCGAUAGUCAUGUGGUUGUAGAACGACAAAAAACACCUCAUCAAGAAGAAAAGACCCAUCAAGAGGAAAAAACAACAGAACAGCAGACACGAAAUCCUGGGGAAACGAACGUUGAGAUAUUAACUAAGCUAAAAGUGUUAAAGGACAAGAUUGAAAAGGGUUUACACCCUACGAUUAAGCCGAAAUUUUAUAAUCAUCAAAUUUCUGAUGAAGAGAGGCAUCAAAUACAAAAAGGAGCGGAGAGGGACUCGAGACAAAAUAACAAUAGAUAUAAAGAGAACGGUCGCCAGAAUCAUUUCUCAAGAGGAACGCGAGGGAGGAGUCCAGGUAUUGACCAUCGUUCUCCAACGAUUUACAGAUCAAGAUGGAGCCGAUCUCCGUAUAGAUAUGAUAAAGAAGGUAUUAUCUCGGAUUAUAGGAGAUAUCAACGAAACCGAAGUAGAUCUACUAGCUUAAGACGAGAUGUUCGUGGGCCUAACGACUAUUCUGCAAGAUCCGUCUCACCCAGAUUCCGUAUGACCGAUUACGAUGAAAGAUAUUAUUUCCGAAAUUCUGGACAAGAUUUUCGUGACAAAUAUAUGCCGCGUGGUAUGUCAAUGUCAAUGUACGAAGAAUCAAGACAUGGCGGACAUGGCGAAAGGUAUGAAGAUCGCUCGAGAUCUUUUGGGCGAUCAAGGUCUCCAAUAGGAUAUCCAGGAUGUCGUAGACAAAACGGUUGGUACGGAGGAGAACAGUACGAAAGAGAGAGACCCGGCUAUGAAUACGAGUUCUCUGCACGUCGAAGACCAACUGGUCGUUGGUAAAUCGACUCGUUUUGACUAUUUUUAAUAAGUGAUUAUGAUUAUGAACGAUAAAAAGAUCCUUUUACGGUUAUUGACGAAAUUUAUACCCAUAUUAAGAUUAAAUAGCCUUUCAGUUUGGGUACGAUUAUGAGAAUUUUCAUAGUGUAUAUAAAAUAAAAAAAUUAGGUAGUGUAAGAACACUUAAGUGGUGGAGAAAAAUAUUUAAUAUAAAAAUUUUAAUUUCUUUACGUUUAGAUAAAUGAAAAAUAAAAGUAAGAAAUAUAUGGACAAUAAUAUGUUAGAUUGUCCGUUAAUUUGUAUAUAAUAAAAUUAAAUAAAGUUUUAAUAAAGAUUUCCCAAACGGAAAAAAUAUUUUAACUUAUUGAUGACAAUCUCGG